CGUCAUCAGCAGGAUGUUGAAAUUACAAUUCAACGGCCAAAGAAACCCGAGGAAAGUGAAGAAAGUAAGUGGGCGAAAUUUCUGAGACAAGAGGUUAAUCGUCAGAUCCUCAAAAGGCAAAUCAACUGUCAUAAGAUGCACCUGCUCUGUUAUGUAGCACAUUUACGUGUGUGGAUGCGUUCUUUGGUUCGUAGUGAAUAUCUAUCUGCACAGUGCUUAUCGUUGAUCCCGGAGGGUUAUGUGCAGUCAGCACAAUUGUCAUUUGAUACAGCAUCGGUCGAGCGAUUCAUGAAGUGGUUCCAUUCGGCAUUCGUUCGUAAAGACUUGACCAUUUAUUUGACAAGAAGUGGAUUCUGCGACGCACAGGUUGAACGACUCGGAAUGUUGAUCAGCGAUAAGGUCUACGAAACGCCGAAAGAUAUUGCUUCAAUACUGGUUCUGUGUUUACUUGCACUGAAACAAUCCGUUCGCUUGUGUCUUUCAUGUUAUCCUAUUUCACAUAAACCGGUCAGUUGUCCAUUUUUGGAUGUCCAUUUAUACUAUCGCAGUUCUGUGAAUUUUGAUGAUCUUAAAAGUUUGGCAAAAUCGAAUGAAAAAAAGGAGAAUGAAGCAUCAUCGAGUAAAGCUGAUUCUUCAAAGACCUCAAAUCGAACUGGGAAAGAAUCGACGAAAGACAACGCAACAAGUGCAGAAUUGAAUGAAAGUGCGAGUGAGAUGGAUUGGACGCCGAAGAGUAAACGUCAAAAAGAAGAGGAGCAGAAGAAGAGAUUCAAGAAAGCGGUCAAUAGUUCAGUGAAGGGGAUCACCGUCAAUUCUAAGAAGAAAAUGCCUACGAAGAAGGUCAAUUUGGGGCGUAAUUAUUGGGUGGAAUAUUGGGAUGAAAUAUCCGAAGAAUGGAUUUGCAUAGAUCCGAUAAAAGGCACAAUUGAUAUGGCUGAACUGAUCGAAUCAGAUGCCACAUCACCAAUGCAUUACGUAAUUGCGAUUGAUAAUGAAUUAUCUAUUUGUAUUGACAGUAAAUAUGAUUGCAUAGAGUUUGGUAUGCGAGAUGUAACGGCGCGAUAUGCAUCCAAGUAUCUUUCGAGUGAAGUGAGACGAUUGAGGAUCGAUGAGGAGUGGUGGAAAUCAUCACUUAUGCCAUUCCAAAGUAAAAAUCAUGCUCGUAAUCGUCUCGAAACGGUUAAACUCCACAAUUUCCUAAUGACAAAACCCAUGCCAGUUACAGUCGCCGAAUUCAAAAAUCAUCCUCUGUAUGUGUUGAAGAGAGACCUUCUAAAAUUCGAAGCAAUUUAUCCGGAGGAUCAAAAACCAGUUGCAACAUUUCGUGGUGGCAUUGAGGUGUAUCCACGAAGUAGUGUCUAUCAUUUGCAGGGAGCAUUGAAUUGGAUGAAACAAGCACGUUCAGUAAAGCCCGGCGAAAAACCGUAUAAGGUUGUGAAAGCACGACCGAAUAUUCGUCUUCCCGAGGAACAACGCGAACCGAAAACGUUGGACGUUUUUGGAUAUUGGCAAACAGAGCCAUACGUUCCACCAGAAAUUGUUGAUGGUCGUAUACCGCGCAACGAAUUUGGUAAUAUUUAUAUGUAUAAAGAGUGUAUGUUGCCAAAAGGAUGUGUGCACCUCCAUCUCGAUGGACUUUACGGCUUAGCACGACAAAUGGACAUUGAAUGUGCACCUGCGGUGGUUGGUUGGGAAUUUCAUAAGGGCGGAAGUCAUCCGAUACUUGACGGCUGUGUGGUACUGGCCAAAGAUGCAAUGCGAUUGAAAGCAGCGUGGACUGAGCACUAUGAAAAGAAGCGAAUCAAUGCUGAGAAGGUAUAUCGUGUAUUGAGUUCACAAUCUGAUUACACAUCCAUUCNUAGAGUUCAUGCCAGAUUUCUUGGACCCGAUCGACGUCAUCUUAGUGUUGACGAAUGCUUAGAAAAUGCGGAUGAGAGUGCUGCGAACGAACCGAAAACUGAAACACCGAUCAAUGAUGAUAUGGCAACGGCAUGGCCAGCAACGAAUUUCACUCUACCAACUUCGAAGUAUCGUAAUAAUGAUGACGCUGAUGAGGAAGUUUUAUAA
Molecule: messenger RNA, 2067 nt
Organism: Anisakis simplex (herring worm)
Lineage: Eukaryota; Metazoa; Nematoda; Chromadorea; Rhabditida; Anisakidae
Source: the annotation of a GenBank genome assembly